AUGCCCUACAACAUUGCUAUGGUUUGUGACUUCUUCUUUCCUCAACCAGGGGGAGUUGAAAGUCACAUAUACCAACUGUCAAGUAAACUGAUCGACCGCGGUCAUAAAGUCAUUAUCAUCACUCAUGCAUACAAAGGGCGAACCGGAGUUCGAUAUCUUACCAAUGGUCUCAAAGUGUACCACAUCCCCUUCUUCGUCAUUUAUCGCGAGUCGACGAUGCCGACAGUUUUCUCCUUCUUCCCCCUUUUCCGGAAUAUCGUGAUCCGUGAACAGAUACAAAUCGUUCAUGGCCACGGUAGUAUGAGUAGCUUAUGCCAUGAGGCCAUUCUACAUGCGAGGACGAUGGGUCUACGCACGGUCUUUACCGAUCACUCACUAUUUGGGUUUGCGGAUGCCGGCUCGAUUUUGGCGAACAAGAUGCUCAAAUUCACAUUGAGUGACGUUGACCAUGUCAUUUGCGUCAGUCAUACAUGCAAGGAAAAUACAGUGCUUCGAGCAUCGUUAGACCCUUUGAUGGUCUCGGUCAUCCCCAAUGCCGUAGUCGCAGAAAACUUCCGCCCCCUUUCUCACGACAUUCGCAAAGGCGAUCGAACGUCAGGAGAAAUCGAGCCGCGACCACCGCCUGCACCAAUUGGGCCGAACGAUACCAUCACUAUUGUAGUCAUCUCGCGUCUCUUCUACAACAAAGGGACGGAUCUCCUGAUUGCGGUUAUACCAAGGAUUCUGGCUUCCCAUCCGAACGUACGGUUCAUCGUCGCGGGCUCGGGACCGCAAGCCAUCGAUUUGGAGCAGAUGUUGGAACGUAACGUGCUACAGGACAAGGUUGAAUUGCUGGGAUCGAUUCGUCAUGAAGAAGUUCGGGAUGUCAUGGUCCGAGGCCACAUCUAUCUACAUCCGAGUCUGACGGAGGCAUUUGGUACGGUCAUCGUCGAAGCUGCUAGCUGUGGUCUUUAUGUGGUCUGUACUCGUGUUGGUGGCAUCCCAGAAGUGUUACCUCAGCACAUGACGACCUUUGCAAAGCCUGAAGAGGAUGAUCUAGUCCUGGCCACUGAAAAGGCGAUUGCCGCUUUGCGCUCGAACAAAGUGCGAACAGAUCGAUUCCAUGAUCAGGUCAAGAUGAUGUAUUCCUGGACGGAUGUGGCUCAACGAACAGAGCGUGUCUACAAAGGCAUCACUGGUGAUAUGAGCCCGGAGGAAUUUUACGGGUAUUAUCCCGGUCAAGGCUGGGAAGCCAACGCUGACAGGGUGCGGAGUUUCGCUUUGAUCGAUCGGCUAAAACGAUACUACGGGUGUGGUGUCUGGGCCGGCAAACUGUUUUGCCUUUGUGCAGUAAUAGAUUUCCUACUUUAUGUGUUUCUCGAGAUGUGGUUUCCGCGAUCGAACAUCGACAUAGCCCGCAGUUGGCCCAAAAAGCUCGGUCCAAAUGGCGAGAAGAGUCAACACCUCACCAACAGAGCUCGAACUAGCCAGGAGCGUGUUGCUCCAUGA
Aspergillus viridinutans is the source of this 1488-nucleotide messenger RNA. RefSeq names its product phosphatidylinositol N-acetylglucosaminyltransferase subunit A/GPI3. Gene Ontology annotation, cellular component: glycosylphosphatidylinositol-N-acetylglucosaminyltransferase (GPI-GnT) complex. Gene Ontology annotation, molecular function: phosphatidylinositol N-acetylglucosaminyltransferase activity. Gene Ontology annotation, biological process: GPI anchor biosynthetic process. NCBI's taxonomy places the organism in Eukaryota, Fungi, Ascomycota, Eurotiomycetes, Eurotiales, Aspergillaceae. Bases 1 to 1488 code for a protein of 495 amino acids. The transcript is spliced from 5 exons. The record is from RefSeq and is a predicted model, not a curated record.